AUGAGCGCGGACCGCUCGCUGCGGGGUUCAGCUAUCGCGCACCCCCGUCCCGCCGCCGCUGUGCCCGGUGCAGCAGAGCGGGGCCACCGGCUCCCUCCGCAGGGACCCCGCGGGGACGUGGGCGGCGGGGCAGCCCCGGGGGUCACGGCCCUGGCUGCCCCGGCCCGGUUAAAGAUUGUCCAGGUUCGCUGUCCCCGCGUCCCCUCCCGCCGUGUCCCCGCACGGAGCCGCAUCCGUGUGCUGGACAGGCUCGGGGCUGCCAACCCCUCCGUGUCCCUCGGGCGUGGGCACGGGCUGGUGCCACGCACGCCGUGCCACGCGUGCCUGCGGGCACCGUCACCGUGCCGCUGCCGCCUGUCCCCGCACGCACAGCCCGGCGCCGCGGGGUGGGCUGUCCGUGCGGAGCCGGCGGUGACCCCGAGCUCUGCUGCCAUGUGGCCGCUGGGGAGCCCCGUGGCGGUGUCGGCCAGCGAGGCGCUGCUGGCGGCCGCCGCGUUUUGCGCGGUGCUGCUGCUGGUGCAGCGGCUGCGGGCGGCCGUGCCCGCGGGGCUGCGGCGGCCGCCGGGCCCGCGGGGCUUUCCCGUGCUGGGCAACGUGCUGGAGCUGCGCACGGACGCGCACCUGGCGCUGACGCGGCUGAGCCGGCGCUACGGGGACGUGAUGGAGGUGCACAUCGGGACACGGCCCGUGCUGGUGCUCAGCGGGCUGGACACCAUCCGCCAAGCGCUGGUCAAGCAAGGAGAGGACUUCAUGGGGAGACCUGACCUCUACAGUUUUCGCUUCGUGGCGGACGGGCAGAGCCUGACGUUCAGCCCCGACUCCGGGGAGGUGUGGAAAGCGCGCAGGAGGCUGGCCCAGAGCGCCCUGAAGAGCUUCUCCAUCGCGCCCAGCCCCACCUCGUCCUGCAGCUGCCUGCUGGAGGAGCACGUCUCCCAGGAGGCCGAGUACCUGGUCACCAAGUUCCUGCAGGUCAUGGAGGAGCACAAGAGGUUUGAACCCUACCGGUACCUGGCGGUGUCGGUGGCCAACGUCAUCUGCGCCAUGUGCUUCGGCAAGCGCUACGAGCACGAGGACCAGGAGCUGCUCAGGGUGGUGAAUUCCACGGAGGAGUUCACUGCUGUCACUGCUGCUGGCAACCCCGCCGACUUCAUCCCCCUGCUCCGCUACCUGCCCAGCCGCAGCAUGAAGCUCUUCAUCGACUUCAACAGGUACUUCCUCAGCUUCCUGCAGAAGAGGGUCAAGGAGCACUACGAGAGCUACAAUGAGAACAACAUCCGGGACAUCACGGACUCCCUCAUUGAGCAGUGCCUGGACAAAAAACUGGGAACCAACACGGCCACGCAGAUCCCCAAGGAGAAGAUCGUCAACCUCGUGAACGACCUCUUUGGAGCAGGCUUCGACACCGUAACCACAGCCCUGUCCUGGAGCCUCAUGUACCUUGUGACGAACCCCAACAUCCAGAAGAAGAUCCAUGAGGAGCUGGACCGCACCAUCGGGCGUGAGCGGCGGCCGCGCCUCUCGGACCGGGGCACGCUGCCCUACACGGAGGCCUUCAUCCUGGAGAUGUUCAGGCAUUCCUCCUUCCUGCCCUUCACCAUCCCUCACAGCACCACCAAGGACACGGUGUUGAACGGCUACUUCAUCCCGAAGGAUCGCUGCGUGUUCGUCAACCAGUGGCAGGUGAACCACGACGAGAACCUUUGGAAGGAUCCAGAAACCUUCAACCCCGAGCGUUUCCUCAGCGCUGACGGGACCAAGGUGAACAAAGAGGACGGGGAGAAGGUGCUGGUGUUUGGCCUGGGGAAGAGGAGGUGCAUCGGGGAGAACAUUGCCCGCUGGCAGGUGUUCCUCUUCCUGGCCACGCUGCUGCAGCAGCUGGAGUUCAGCGUCUGCGAGGGCGGCAGCGUGGACAUGACCCCGCUCUACGGACUGUCCCUGAAGCACAAGAGGUGUGAGCACUUCCAGGUCAGGCAGCGCUUCCCCACCAAGGGCAGGAGCUGA
Melozone crissalis (California towhee) is the source of this 2001-nucleotide messenger RNA. Its product is annotated as cytochrome P450 1A5-like. The record is from RefSeq and is a predicted model, not a curated record. Gene Ontology annotation, molecular function: oxidoreductase activity, acting on paired donors, with incorporation or reduction of molecular oxygen, reduced flavin or flavoprotein as one donor, and incorporation of one atom of oxygen; heme binding; steroid 17-alpha-monooxygenase activity. The transcript is spliced from 9 exons. The coding region runs from base 1 to 2001 and encodes 666 amino acids. Gene Ontology annotation, biological process: hormone biosynthetic process; progesterone metabolic process. Lineage: Eukaryota; Metazoa; Chordata; Aves; Passeriformes; Passerellidae.